GGGCUAGAGAGCAGAGCGCGGAUGAAAGCGCUCCACGCAGGACAAGAAGUUCUGAAUGAACGCGCUUAAUUUCUCCACACCAUGGGAGACGGUUUACCGUCCGUAAACUACAGCAAUGACUCUAAACGCGCCACGGUGGAUCUUAACUUAUCAGAACAGUGGCUCGUGGGCAUGGGAAUCAUCAUGGGUCUGAUAGUAUUCAUCAUUGUAGUGGGAAAUAUACUGGUUAUAGUCGCCAUAGCCCGGAAUCAGAGGCUCCAGACGCUCACCAAUGUUUUCAUCGUGUCUCUGGCGUGCGCAGACCUCAUCAUGGGGUUACUGGUAGUCCCAUUUGGUGCAGCCUUGGAGGUUAGAGGAGCCUGGAUGUAUGGAUCAUUCUUCUGUGAAUUCUGGAUAUCUGUUGAUGUACUUUGCGUCACGGCGAGCAUCGAGACCCUGUGCGUCAUUGCAAUAGACAGGUAUAUCGCCAUCAUCUCUCCGUUUCGCUAUCAAAGUCUUUUAACAAAAGCACGAGCCAAGGUGGUGAUUUGUGGAGUGUGGGCUAUAUCAGCUCUGGUGUCAUUUCCACCCAUCCUCAUGCACUGGUCCCGGGACAGCGAGGAGACAACGUGCUAUGACAAUCCCGAGUGCUGUGACUUCAUCACCAACCGCGCAUAUGCCAUCUCCUCCUCUAUUAUAUCGUUUUACAUCCCUCUAACAGUCAUGAUAUUCGUAUAUGCCAGAGUGUAUAGAGAAGCCAAACAACAGAUGAACAAAAUCAACAAAUGUGAGGGAAGGUUUCACAACAAUCAUGGCACUAAUUGCAAACCUAACCGAAAACGAACCACCAAGAUCCUGGCUUUAAAAGAGCACAAGGCACUGAAAACGUUGGGAAUAAUCAUGGGAACGUUCACUCUCUGCUGGCUGCCGUUCUUCAUCGUUAACGUGGUGCGGGUGUUUUGCGCACAAAUGGUGGAUAAGGAGCUCUUCGUGUUUUUGAACUGGCUGGGGUACGUGAACUCAGCCUUCAACCCCAUCAUAUACUGUCGGAGUCCCGACUUCAGGAAAGCCUUUAAGAGGCUGUUGUGUUGUCCGAGGCAGGCGGACCGCCGGCUGCACGUGAGCUCGUGCGAUCUGUCGCGCUGCACCGGGGGCUUUGGGAACUCAAUGGAGCAGAGCAUGCUCGGGACGUGGUCGGACUGUAACGGCGCGGACAGCGACUGCAGUCUGGAGAAAAACGGCAGGAUAUCCCAUUCAGAAUCUCAGCUGUAAAAGUACAACCGUGACUAUUUAAUCAAUAUUACACGAGCAGGAGAGCAGUUUGUAUUUUAUAAGGUAAUUACGACCAGGCGAAAAGCGUGAUAUUGCUUGUUCGAUAAACAAUUAAUAUGACGUCUACGUUUCAGAGGAAAAAUGACCAGUCCUACAUUUCUCCUUCGUCAACGAAAAUAGUUCCAGAAAAAAAUCAAAGCGUUAUUUUUUACUAUCGCCAAGCAACGCACAAACUAAAUAUAUGGGUGGAGCGGGCCGCCACCCAACGCGUUCUGUAAUCACUCCCGGUUUUACUCCCCGCUCCGCGCGAUCGUGGAUCUAGAAAAAACACGCGCACUCGCUCCGCUUCCACUUCGACCUGCUCCUCCAUGAACACGAAUAAGCGGAGCGAUACAAACAGAGAAAAGUCAAAGUGCCGUUAUGAAUUUAUCCCUGCGUCUUAGUGUGCCUGCUUAUACUACGCUCUUAAAGUAUGUACUCCUUUGGUGAAGAAAAAGUACACACUUUUGAGUGUGUAGUAGAAGAGUAGGCAAGAUUUGGGACAUAGCUACUAUAACGUCAUACAACUGCGUCUUUGAAGGACCGCUCUGUCGCACCUGUUACAGGCACCCUGUCACUGUAAACUGGCCUGUCAAUCAUCUCGUCACGGUUAACAUCCUCCACAUUUCAUUUAAUUUAACUUCCUACCGUACUGGAGAGAAAAUAAGUAGCUCCUUGAUCUGCUAGUCGCUGUUCUUUCAUGCGGAAAACUCUCCUCAUUUUCUGCAUAAUGAUGCAUUUAAAAAUUAACGACCAAGUGGAUGUUUAUAAAAUUUCACAUUGCUGUUGCAGAUUAAAUAUAACACGGAUAACAAUAAAUAAUUUUUUUUUUUUUUACCAGGUUAAAUGUUGAUUAUUAGUAACUCAAACCCCUUUUUUUAAACCUCUCUAACUAAUCGUCGAUCGCGCGCAUCCGCCACGUUUGUAGUUUUUCUAACGCGUUUUAUUCGUGUUUGUAGUUCUGGACCGAAUCCUUCGCCAAAGCGCAAUGGAUUGUUGGCAGUUUUAGCCAUUAAAGUGUGAACAGAUCAACACUUCAAAAAUCGACCUGAAAUAAUAGACCAUCCGGGGACUUUUGGCAUACUCUUUUCAACAUACUAUGCUCUGGGACACACUUAUUCUAAUCUCACAUACUAUUUAGGAUGGAUAGUAUGAACAUUGAGACGCAGGGCAGUAGUUUUGGAAAGCAGCUCAGCCAAUCAAAAUCAAGGACCGGAACUAGCUGUCGUGUAAAAUAGAUAACCUAAAUUUUACAAUGUCGAAACAAACAACCAAAACGAACCCAUUUAAAUCUAUUCAAACUGAAAUUAAACAGCUCUGAUCUUGUGAUUGUUUAAACCAACUGUUUAAAAAUGAUCACAUUAAAUCAAGACCUUCAUGUAUUGUUAAAACUUUUUGUAAAAUACACACACAAAAAAUAUAACCUUUUUAGAUCCCUCAAUCUCAAAAGCAAAUGCUAGUCAUAAAAUGUUAAUGUGGGAUUAAAUGGGUUCAAAACAUUCACAAGAGUUGAAAAGAGCAGAAAAACGGAAAUCUUUUUAAAUACAAACCAUUCAGUAUUUAGCCGCAGUUUGGCCUGACUGAAGCAGUGGUGUGUUGAAACUGUUUCAUUCUUCAUAGCAAUGUUUUCAGGCUUUGAGCCUUUACAUUGUUUAUUGGGAUGUUUUAUUCUUGAAUGUGUGAUAUUAAAUCUUGUUUUACCUCAUACCAGUAUAAUGUGCAAAUUGUACGAGGAAGUUGUUUAUAUUAAACAAAUGUUAAAAUGUACAGUAUUUAUUUGAUGCAUUGUACAGCAUACAAAAAAGCGUGGCAAUGUGAUAAAAUAAUGUUAAGUGAUUUGCACCUUAUUUGUGUCAAAUGUGAGCUGCCCAUGGGGCAAUGAGCUUCUCUGCAUUUUCCAUUCAUUUCAAAUUUCUACCCGUUAUAUGUGUUACUAGAUUGAUUUAUCUGUAAAUGAGAUGCACAGACAUAUUUUUGGGCAGGUUUUGUUAUAAAUAUAUUGUUAAGAACUACACAUUUUGCAGAAAUAAUUUAUGUACCAGUGCCUCAUGUAAAGUAUUGUACAAGAUUCAUCAUGUUGACGUCAAGUUGGCUAGCGUGCAAUAAAAUGUGAUAUUGUGAAAAGGCACAUAA
This is a messenger RNA of Cyprinus carpio (common carp), 3423 nucleotides long. Its product is annotated as beta-1 adrenergic receptor-like. Gene Ontology annotation, biological process: positive regulation of heart rate by epinephrine-norepinephrine; adenylate cyclase-activating adrenergic receptor signaling pathway; norepinephrine-epinephrine-mediated vasodilation involved in regulation of systemic arterial blood pressure. Lineage: Eukaryota; Metazoa; Chordata; Actinopteri; Cypriniformes; Cyprinidae. The record is from RefSeq and is a predicted model, not a curated record. Gene Ontology annotation, cellular component: membrane. Gene Ontology annotation, molecular function: beta1-adrenergic receptor activity.